Staurois parvus is the source of this 3864-nucleotide messenger RNA. The record is from the annotation of a GenBank genome assembly. Lineage: Eukaryota; Metazoa; Chordata; Amphibia; Anura; Ranidae.
AUGAUUGCACACAUCUCGGAUUCUCCUGCAAAUUACCCAGAAUCCCUUGCCACUGUUCAGCUCGCUUCAAGGAUUCAUCGAAUGAGAAAGAAAAAAUCCAAGUAUGCAUCAAGCUCUUCUGGAGGAGAGAGCUCCUGUGAAGAAGGCCGUUCUCGAAGGCCACCACACUUAAGACCCUUCCAUCCAAGGACGGUAGCACUUGAUCCAGACUUCCCUGGGUUGGGAAUGCAUAGUGAUCAUGACUAUUCCUCCAGUAGUGAACAGUCAUGUGACACCGUUAUCUAUGUUGGUCCCAAUGGAGCUGUUUUGUCUGACCAUGAGUUAACAGACAAUGAAGGUCCUCCAGAGUUUGUCCCCAUCAUACCUUCACUUCUUAAGAAAAGAAGCAAAGACAACAUAUCAAGCCUUCGAAGUGCUGAUAAUGAUCAUUUAAAAUGCAACACUUUUGCUGAGCUACAGGAGAGACUUGAGUGUAUUGAUGGCAGUGAGAAUCCCUCCAGAUUCCUUAAUGAAGAAGCUCUCUCAGUAGCUCUUUCUAAUAAAGCCAUGGAAAAUGCACACUCUAUGCCAGUACAGGAGAAACCACCAUAUUCUCCCAAAAAAGGCCAAGUCAGUACUAUUACUUCAUCUGCUUUUUCACUAAAUUGUUCAGGAUCGGAAACAAGUGCACCUCAUCUCAUAUCUGAUCAGCCUCAAGAACAUGCCAAAGCUGAAAGUAUAUAUAUGGACUGUUUCUCAAAUGGAGAUCAGCUGACAAUCACAGAAAGGCAGAAUUGCCCACUGUCAACUGCUGGCAAAAUUAAAGAGCAACCAAAACCAUUUGCUGAUUCAUCAGUGAGAGAAAAAAGCCUCCUAACAAGAAGACCUCUACCCAGUCCUGCACCACCACCUCCUCAGAUGAACUCACAUGUGACCUCAGAAUCAAGCAGUGGUGUCAGAACUCCUCCCAUUGGCAUGAGCAACUUAAGAUGUCAAGACAAGCACAAUUUACUAGGCAGCACACUCCCGGUUGUUAGUAGCACUCCCAAACCAUCUGGACCAGUUGAGGUACGCAGGUUUUGCUCAGCAGUAAAAAGCAAAGGUUUUGAUCGUGAUAUCUUAACCACCACAGUGACUUUGCAGAAGCCUGUUGAACUUAAUGGAGAAGAUGAACUUGUUUUCACUGUUGUAGAAGAGUUGUCUAUUGGUGGUAUUCUUGACAAUGGUAGACCUUCUAGCGUCAUUAGCUUUAACAGUGACUGCUCUCUGCAGGCCCUUGCUUCUGGGUCUAGGCCAGUCAGUAUUAUUAGCAGUAUUAAUGAUGAGUUUGAUGCCUACACAUCUCAGAUAUCUGCUGCUGGUGUCAACAUUGAUAUUGUGGUCCCCUUGGCAGAGGAUCAAUGCACAGUCAGCAGUCGACGCUCGUCCAUUAGUUCAUGGUUGAGUGAAGUCAGCAUUUGUACAAUUAGAAGCGAUGGAGCACAGAACUGUGACACUUUACUUCCUCAAAUGACUAAUAAAAGCAGUGAGAUUGUAGAUUGCCUGAAUCUGGAUACAGAGAACACAAAUGUUCAAAUGGACCAGAAUCUUAAAAAUUACCUUAACGAUAGUGGGUUUUGCUUCUCCGAAUUGGACAAUGACAGUAUAGGUUCUGGUCUGCUUUAUACUAGCAAUGAGAAGAGCCUUAAGACCUCUGAGCUAACCAAAGCUAUGCCAAGCAGUUAUCAAGCAACUAGCCAGACUAGAGCUUGUAGCACCCGGGGUACAUUAUCAUUUGACACAAUCCACUCUAGUCUUCCUCGGAAAAAUAAGUCUACCUCAUCUGUAACACACACUAGUGCAUUGAAUGGAAAGGAAGGCACUUUUGAGGACCCUUGGACAGCACGAAUGGAUAAUUUCUUAGAAGGAAGGACUGAAAAUCAGCCACUUUCUGCAAAAUCUUCCAUUCUGGGUACAGACAAUCAAUUUAAACAGAGUUCAAAACUUGCACAAACUAGCACACCUAAGGCUCUGAAAUCACAGAUGACACUAGCAUGUUCACAACGGGUGGUGGAUGGCUGUGAAGUGGAUGCCAAAGCUCCCACCAAAAAGACAGAACCGCUUUCAAAAGUGCCACAGCUUAGGAGAGGUGCCACAACUCUAGGAGUUACAACAAACUACAGCUCUCAAACUGAACAUAGUACAAAAGGGGGAUCGGAUCCUGUUUUUUCUGAUAGUAGUUUAAAAUCAUCAGGUUCUAAGAAGAACUUGCCUCAAAAAGCAAGCAUGCUGCCAAGACCUGGUGGGACAGGACCCCCUGCACCCCCUGUACGGAAAUCAAGCUUAGACCAUAAAAAUAAUUCAUUAAAUUCAAACAGCCUUGGUAGGUUAGAAGAGUGUAGCAGAUCUGCUCUGAAUUUGAUAGAGGACAGCGAAACACAGGUCAACAAAGUAACUAAGAAUGACCAUUCACUACCCAAAGCCGUGUCCAGCUUAAAGAGUAAGUCCAAUAGAUCAGAAUAUGUCCAGCGCUAUGGAAGUCACAUGUCCCUGGAAAGAUGCGAUAGUGUAGCUUCCAUGGGUUCGAGAACUAGUGGGCCUCGUGACAACAGUAGUGGAAGUAGUAUUAACAAAGCAAACCGAACUGUACCAAGGCUUGGGGUUCCAUCUGCAUCCAGCACAGUUACCUCACCACCUUCCUGCAAUCCAAACACCAAAAACAACCAGGCUAAAAGUUCACUUUCUCAAAAAGCAACAACAAGUUUGACCAAGAACCGUAGUCUUUCAACCAAUGGCUCGAAGUCUCUUAGCUCUUCGGUGAAAUCUUUGAACCAGUCUAAUGGGUCUAAAAGUUCUGGCAUUCCUCCUAGUGGGAAAGCAGCUUCUAGAUCUGUACAGUGCAUCAGCAGCAAGUCUGCCAGAGGAACCAUUAUGGGGACUAAGCAAGCCUUAAGGGCAGCUAACAACCGGGUCAAUGAGUUGGCAUCUGGAAGCUCUGGCAAAAUAGGUCACCUUCGGGGAUCUACUGACUCUGACAGUGGAAAUGACAGCGGUGUAAACCUUAGUGAUGAGAAAUCACAAACACCUGUUUUGCCAUCACCUUAUAGCAAGAUAACAGCCCCAAGGAGGCCACAGAGAUACAGCAGUGGUCAUGGCAGUGAUAACAGCAGUGUUCUCAGUGGGGAGCUGCCCCCAGCAAUGGGUAGGACAGCCCUGUUCUAUCACAGUGGGAGCAGUGGCUAUGAGAGCAUGAUCCGCGAUAGUGAAGCCACAGGGAGUGCGUCUUCAGCUCAUGACUCAGUGAGCGAAAGUGGAAUGUCAUCAUCUGGGCGGUUGAGGAGCUUAAAAUCUCCAAAGAAAAGAGGACUUCAACGCCGAAGACUAAUACCAGCUCCGCUCCCUGAAGCCACAACAACUGGCAGGAAGAACAACGUCACUGGUCAGUGGGUCGACCUGCCACCUUUACCUGGCACUUUAAAAGAACCCUUUGAAAUUAAAGUCUAUGAGAUUGAUGAUGUUGAAAGAUUGCAGAGGCACCGACAUGAGGAAACAGAGACUUUUCAAGAUAUGGAAAAGGGCCUAAUGUACUUUAACACUAAACUGAAGGUUGCAGAAAGAAGACAACAGAGAAUUAGAGAUUUAAAGGCAAAGCAUGAGCUGUUAAAAGAAGAAUUGGAGGAGACCAAGACUCGAUUGAUGAUGGAUCCAAACAAGUGGAGAGGAGAGUUUGAGGUGGAUCCAUGCCUGGAGGAGGAAUCUCAGGAGUACCUAGAGGCACUGGAACAAGUCACAGAAGACCUAGAGCUCUGUGUUAAUGUAUGCAAAUCUCAUGUCAUGAUGGUGACCUGCUUCGAUAUUGGGAUGAUCACAGAUCAGCAAGAUGGAGGAAAAGAAGUGGAAGUCUGA